CGAUUAUUAUUAUUAUUAAUUGAGUUUAAUCGGAAUGGGUAUAAUAUUAUUGUGCAACAUUCCCGUUACUACUUACUAGACCUGUGAUGUGUUCGUCCCGAAACGGACUAAUAGUAUUUCGUACACAAGAGUAGUGUGUUUUUAAAUAAUCGAAAUCAGCACGGAAAAUAAGUUCGUGUCACUUACGUCAUAAUUUUAUAUAAAUCAGAAGCAGUUCGGGAUGACGUUUACGGCGUGCUUAUCAUUUUUGGCGAUAGCUUUGCACUUGGCUAAUGGAGGGUACGUGUAUAAAACCGACUAUUUUACAGUACCGGUCGAYCAUUUUAGUUUUACAAAUAACGACACAUUCCGUAUGAAGUACCUCAUAAAUGACACGUAUUGGGAACGAGAAAACGGACCUAUAUUUUUUUAUGCCGGCAACGAAGGAGCUAUUGAAAUGUUUUGUGAAAAUACGGGUUUUAUGUGGGAGAUAGCCGAAGAGUUCCGGGCCCUGAUCGUGUUCGCCGAGCACCGCUACUACGGCGUUUCAAUGCCUUACGGUAAUAAAUCYUUCGACGACAUCAGUCGGGUGGGCUAUUUGACCUCGCAACAGGCGCUCGCCGACUAUGUGGACCUGAUCACGUACUUGCGGCACAACGGGUCGUACACGGACCGUGCAGAGCUGUACCAGACCGGCGACAUCUACGACACCGGCGUCGACGGCACUCCUGCACCGUCCGCUGCCAACCCGGUGAUCGCUUUUGGUGGAUCGUACGGUGGCAUGUUGGCCGCCUGGUUCCGUAUCAAGUAUCCCGCCAUCAUCGAAGGUGCUAUAGCGUCGUCUGCACCGAUAUGGCAGUUUACUGGUAUGACGCCGUGUAAUGCUUUCUACAGGGUCACGUCUUCGGUAUACACAGAUACGAGUGUCGAAUGUGGUUUGACGAUAUUAGCGUCUUGGAAAGCCAUUGAUAACGUUACAAAAACGGUCGAUGGUAAGACGUGGCUGUCUCAAAAAUGGAACUUGUGCUCACCGUUGACAAACGACGGCGAUGUCUCAACUUUGAAACAGUGGGUAUCUGAACUUUAUGUGAACUUGGCCAUGAUCAAUUAUCCAUAUCCUGCAAAYUUUUUAACACCAUUACCUGGAAAUCCCGUUAAGGAAGUAUGUAAACCAAUGAAAAACCAUAAAGAAGAUGAAUUUACUCUUUUGGGAUCAGUCUUCAGAGGGUUGAGUGUAUACUUUAACUAUACCGGUACAUCUCAAUGUUUAGAUAUUUUGUCCUCUUCUGCUCCCACGCUUGGUGAAAAGGGAUGGAACUAUCAAAGCUGCACAGAAAUGGUUAUGCCAAUGUGCUCUAAUGGAAUUAAAGAUAUAUUCGAAAAAAAGCCUUGGAAUUUUGAAGAAAAUGCUAGAUAUUGUUAUGAGACUUUUGGKGUCCAGCCUAGUAUUUAUACAAUCGAGAAAACAUAUGGCGGUAAAAAUUUAAACGCUGCUUCCAACAUAAUAUUCAGUAAUGGAUUAUUGGAUCCAUGGUCAAGUGGUGGAGUGUUGCAAGACAUAUCGAAGACAGUGAUCGCUGUGGUAAUACCAGAAUCUGCGCAUCAUUUGGACCUGAGGGCCUCCAACGCCAAGGACCCAGAAAGUGUCAUUAAAGCCAGAAAAUUAUACAAGAAUUGGAUUAAAAAAUGGAUAUUCCACUAUCAAAAACAUCCGACACGAGGUUCAAAUAACUCAUUCGUUAAACAACAAAUUGUUCUUACUAUUUAAAAUGAACUUUAUCGUUUUACAUAAUGAAAAAAUAGAUGAUUAUGUCAUGUAAUUUCUUAAUGAUCAAAAAAUAAAAUACCUGAUAACAAAAUGUGUAAGUGCAUAUAUUUUUAUA
Messenger RNA from Diuraphis noxia (Russian wheat aphid), 1862 nucleotides. Its product is annotated as lysosomal Pro-X carboxypeptidase-like. Gene Ontology annotation, biological process: proteolysis. Gene Ontology annotation, molecular function: dipeptidyl-peptidase activity; serine-type exopeptidase activity. Lineage: Eukaryota; Metazoa; Arthropoda; Insecta; Hemiptera; Aphididae. The record is from RefSeq and is a predicted model, not a curated record.